UUUCUCGACAAGCGUCUUCAAGGUUUAUUCCUGCCAUUACAAACUCCUGACGUCCGCUCCACGACUGCGCUGACAUUAUGGCUGCCCCAGUCCUCGCCGUGCUGGUGCUGACGCUGCUGUCAACAGGGAUUCUCGGAGAACACUUCAUGACUGGCAACGAGCUGGACAACGACUUGCAAUUUCAAAAAAGACCAAACUUCGUGUAUGAGAACGCUGAGCGCUGCAUGGCACUAGGCGGAGUCUGCACGCAGAGCAUGCACUGUCUGCAGAGUUAUGAAGACUCUGGGCUGUGUGGGUCUGCACCUGACAUAGUCUGCUGUGAAAAGUUGCCGAAUGUAUGCCACGCGCGUGGGGGAGAAUGUCUGCCCAGGGGCGAGUGCGGCGGCGGUCGUCACGCGCCGGUCUUCUUGGACGCGGAGUGUGACAAAGAAGAACUAGCGUGCUGCGUCCGCACCUAGACGGCGGAGCUAGCGUGCUGCGUCCGCACCUAGACGGCGGAGCUAGCGUGCUACGUCCGCACCUAGACGGCGGAGCUAGCGUGCUACGUCCGCACCUAGACGGCGGAGCUAGCGUGCUGCGUCCGCACCUAGACGGCGGAACUAGCGUGCCGCGUCCGCACCUACGGAGCGGGCCACGGAAAUUAAUAUCAAUCUGAAAUAAAAAAAUCCACAUUAAAAUAUCAGAGAAGUCUGUUCCGUUUUUACUACACAAGUUUUGGUUAAGUUCUUUUUCUAUGCACAUGAAAUCAUUUAUUCUUUGACUAAGCUUUUCUUAUAAAUGGCCUUCGUAGAAUAACAAAUUUAUCCUCAAAUUGUUAAACGUUAUAUAAAAGCUAAUACUGCUGUAUUUCUUUGGACGUUCAAGAUACCCAGGUUUUAUCUUCUUAAGGUAUAGUGUAUAAGUUCCCUGCUUGAUGGCAUUAUUUACUGUUGCAUUAAAUGGAAAAACAAAGUGAAUUGCCUUUCA
Molecule: messenger RNA, 966 nt
Organism: Hyalella azteca
Lineage: Eukaryota; Metazoa; Arthropoda; Malacostraca; Amphipoda; Hyalellidae
Exons: 5
Coding region: 78-458 (126 amino acids)
Source: RefSeq, a predicted model, not a curated record